Hibiscus syriacus is the source of this 742-nucleotide messenger RNA. RefSeq names its product protein trichome birefringence-like 41. The coding region runs from base 7 to 618 and encodes 203 amino acids. The transcript is spliced from 3 exons. The record is from RefSeq and is a predicted model, not a curated record. NCBI's taxonomy places the organism in Eukaryota, Viridiplantae, Streptophyta, Magnoliopsida, Malvales, Malvaceae. Gene Ontology annotation, molecular function: O-acetyltransferase activity. Gene Ontology annotation, cellular component: Golgi apparatus.
AAGGUGAUGCUUGAUCGAAAUUUGUUUCUAGUAGAUGUUGUUAAGGAAAACAUUGGGAGGGUAUUGAAACUCGACUCCAUUGAAGGAGGCCAACUAUGGAAAGGAAUUGACUUGCUUAUCUUCAACACUUGGCAUUGGUGGAACCGUCGUGGACCCACUCAACCAUGGGAUUUUAUUGAAGUAGGAGGCGUAAUUAAGAAAGACAUGGACCGUAUGCUUGCUUUCGAAACCGCACUCAGAACAUGGGCUGCAUGGGUGAAUGCCAACAUCAAUCCUUCAAAAUCUCGCGUCUUCUUCCAGGGAAUUUCUCCAUCACAUUACAAUGCAUCGUCAUGGAACGAAGCAAAGGCGAGGAGUUGUUUAGGGCAAACGCAGCCAUUGCUUAGCUCAAGCUAUCCAGAUGGUGUUCCACCAGCUUUAGGUGUGCUGAAGAAGGUGUUGAACACAGUGAGAAAGGAUGUCACGUUGCUCGAUAUAACAAUGUUGUCGUUGCUACGGAAAGACGGGCAUCCGUCGAUAUAUGGGACCGGAGCGGCGAACGGGAUGGAUUGCAGCCAUUGGUGUUUAGCCGGAGUUCCAGACACUUGGAACGAGAUUCUUUACAGUCUUAUUGUUUGAGUACAAUAAUAGUUUGUUGAUAUUAGCUAAUAAUUUUCAGUGAAAAAGUAAAAAGAUAAUAACGUUGUAUAAAUGAUAGAUUGUUGAUUUGAUUAUAAUGAGGAUUUGAAUGGCUGUUAUAAUU